AUGGCUAAAUUUAAAUUGAAAAAACCAUCUAAAAGGCAGCCGGCUCGACUCCGGUAUAAAAUUGAGAAGAAAGUGAGAGAACACAAUAGAAAAUUAAAAAAGGAGGCAAAGAAAAAUCCUAAAUCCAAGAAAAACAAACCUAUUCAAAUACCCAAUGUGUGCCCUUUUAAAGAAGACAUUUUAAAAGAGGUAGAAGCCGUAAAGAAACAUAAAGAAGAAGAAAAACAGAAAAGGAAAGAGCAAGCUAAAUUAGAAAAACAGAAGAAAUUAGAAGAAAAGAAAAAUAACCCAGUUGCUAUGGAUACUUUGGUAGCUAAUGCAGAGGCAAGAGGCAAGGUUCAUGAUGCAUUUAAAGGCAAUGAUAAUGCAAAUGAUAACAUAGAAUUUGGUAAAGACAGACAACAGGAGAACUCCCUAAAAACAUAUUAUAGAGAAUUUAAAAAAGUUAUAUCUGAAGCUGAGGUGAUUUUGGAAGUAGUUGAUGCGAGAGACCCAUUAGGUACAAGAUGUGUUCAAGUAGAGGAAGCGGUUCGUGAAUCCGGCAAGCGUUUAGUUUUAGUGCUUAACAAGGCAGAUCUUGUGCCACGUGGCAAUCUAUCAGCAUGGUUGAAGUAUUUGCGUAGGUUUGCGCCCGCAGUACCUUUCAAAGCCUCCACGCAGGAUCAACAGCAUAAUUUAGGCAGAAGGAAAAUGAAGCAUAUUGUUAAAGAAAAAGAAAUGAAAGGUUCAGCAUGCGUCGGAGCAGAGCUUCUUAUGAGCCUAUUAGGAAACUACUGUCGCAACAAAGGCAUUAAGACUUCGAUUACUGUAGGCGUCGUCGGCUUGCCUAAUGUUGGCAAGAGUUCUAUUAUCAACAGCUUAAACAGAUCGAAAGCCUGUAAUGUUGGCAGCACUCCUGGUGUUACUAAGCAAAUGCAAACAGUCCAACUGGAUUCAAAGAUUAAAAUCCUCGACAGUCCUGGAAUAGUCUUUCAUUCAGGAUCAGAUAAUGAUGCCUCCGUAGCAUUGAAGAAUGCGAUACGAGUUGGCAGCCUCAAAGAUCCGGUGACACCAGCAACUGCAAUAUUACAACGUGCACACAAACAAACACUGGUUGAUUUGUAUUGCGUACCACAGUUUAAUACUCCACAGGAAUUUUUUGCAAGUUUGGCAUCGCGAAUGGGCAGGUUCAAAAAAGGCGGGGUGCCUGAUCAAGAGGCCGCAGCCAGGAUAUUGUUGAACGAUUGGAACACUGGCAAGGUGCGAUACUUUACAGAACCGCCAGAAGAAGAUACGAACGUGCAUGUGGACGCAAAAAUUGUAACCACUAUCGCCCAGGAGUUUGACAUCAACUCUUUCGAGGCGAUGGAGACCGAGGCCAUGGACGCGUUGCAAGCAGGGAAAGAUGAUAUUGAAGGCAUUAAGAUAACUAGUACAGGGCCUGUCAAAGCUGCCCUAGAAGAUGAUAUGCAAGUGGAUGAAGACGAAUCUUCGUUGCUACCUAAAAAAGUUAACAUCAGGUCGAAAUUAGAGAAAAAUGAGAAAACAAAGGGGAGGGAGAAAAACGACCCCGAAAUGCUUAUAGAGGGUAACACCAAACAGAACAAGUUGCGGAAGAUGCAGUUUAAGAAGGAUAAAAAGAAACAGAAGAAAGCGGAGAAGCAAGCGGUGAAUCUAGCGGAUGUGUUGGAGAAUGUCACUCUAACUACGUAUAAAAAAACCGACGAUUACGACUUUAAAGAAGACUUCUCGUUGUAG
Molecule: messenger RNA, 1737 nt
Organism: Parnassius mnemosyne (clouded apollo)
Lineage: Eukaryota; Metazoa; Arthropoda; Insecta; Lepidoptera; Papilionidae
Source: the annotation of a GenBank genome assembly